Solanum dulcamara is the source of this 603-nucleotide messenger RNA. RefSeq lists its product as uncharacterized. NCBI's taxonomy places the organism in Eukaryota, Viridiplantae, Streptophyta, Magnoliopsida, Solanales, Solanaceae. The coding region runs from base 123 to 419 and encodes 98 amino acids. The transcript is spliced from 2 exons. The record is from RefSeq and is a predicted model, not a curated record.
GGAAGGACAUGUAAAAAAAACUUGAGGGAAAAAGAAGAAGAAAAGGAGGGACUAUAGUCAAAACCCUAAUAGUUGUAGGGUAAAUCUACAUUGAACUUGUUAGCCGAUAGGCAAUUUCCAGUAUGGAGGGAAUACAGAAGGCUUUUCGUAGUGCCAUGUCUCAGGAUCCAAAUAGCAGUUUAGGUUCUAUUUCUGCUGCUCUUGAAAAGGCACCCAUAAAAUCUUCUUCUUCUUCUUCUGUUUCGUCGGCUGAUCACUCACAGCUUUUGCUUACUCGGUCUUCCAGACAAGCAGUAUCACUGUGGACCUGCUCAAAGCUCUGUGCCAUUUGUUUUGUUGCUGGAAUAUUUGUUGGUUAUACACUAAAACGUCGUGUACGCCGAUGGGCUUCCAAAUUUCUCAAGGGAUUGAAGGACUAACAAGUUUUAGAUACUUACAGUUUCUGAUUGUAAUUUCAUUUGCCAUGUCGGUAUCACAAUGUACUUUUUUUGCCAUAUAUACAGAAGUCUUUUAUGGUUUUUGGCUGCAUAAGCACUGAAUUGUAUUUAUAUUCAUUGUUUCCCAGUGUUUGAUACAAAAGGAAUUUAUCGACUUUCUUCAGUA